AUGGCUAACAGGAGGAGGAGGAACACCGUUGGAGCUGAUGACAUAGCUCAGGCGAUCCAUCGUAUGGUGGACGCGAUGCAGCCCAUAGCGGCGCCAUCCAGAGCUGUAGUGGCACCUACCCAGCCAGUAUCUAUGGAGGAUUUCAUGAAACACCCGCCGACCAAGUUCUCGGGCAAGGCCACUCCUGAUGAGGCAGAUGCCUGGAUGCGGGAAUGUGAGAAGAUCUGUAGAGUGUUGGGGUGCACGGAUGAGCAGAGGCUGUUGUUUGUCACAUUUCUCCUGGUGGCAGACGCAGAGUACCGGUGGCUGGGGAUGCAGCAGUUGAUGCAGACCCGUGAGGAGCAGGUGACAUGGACUAUCUUCAUGACCAGGCUCCUGGAGAAGUACUUUCCCGACAGUGUGAGGCACGAGCGGGAGACAGAAUUCCUUACUACCAUGACUGUGGCGGCAUACAUUGAGAGGUUCGAAUAUCUGGCGCGUUUCUACACUCCAGUAGUCACUGAGGAGUGGAGGUGUAGGAAGUUCGAGGGCGGACUAAAACAUGAGUUACGCCGUUUCAUUGUGCCGCUUCGGAUUAGAGAGUUUCCAAUUUUGGUCGAGCAGGCUAAGACUGUGGAGCAGUUGGAGACUGGGUCGAGUAGGGGAGGGAAACAGCAGAGAACUACCCCAGAUGUCAGAUCACAGAAGAAACCUUAUAGCAGACCACCGACUACCUGGGGGAGGCUACAUUGUUAUAACUGUGGCGGGGAGCACUUGAGGAGGGAUUGUACAAGACCUGCCAGCACUACAGGUGGAGGCAGUGGCACUGGCAAGUGCUACGUAUGUCAGCAGACAAGGUACUUUGCACGUCAGUGUCCUAACAAGAGACCAGCUGGUGGUGCGCCAUCUAAGAGGCCAGUAAGAGAUCGACCCAGAGCACCGGGGCGUGUGUUCGCCUUGACGACCACGGAGGCGAAACAGUCAGGUAACCUUUUACAGUUUCUGUGUCUGUUGUGUGACCACGAGGUGGUGGUGUUGUUCGACUCGGGAGCCACUCAUUCGUUUGUGUCUAAUGAAUGUGUGAGGAGGCUCAGGCUCACGAUGCGAGAGCUGGGGUGCGAGCUUUUAGUAGCGACGCCAACGUCUGGAGAGGUAUCCACCACUUCUGUGUGUGUGGGGUGCCUUAUGGAGGUGGCAGGCCGUAGGUUCAUGCUGAAUCUCAUUUGUUUGCCGAUGGAGGGUCUAGAUGUGAUUCUGGGCAUGGACUGGUUGUCAAGUAACCAUGUCGUCAUUGAUUGCGGGCAGCGCAAGUUAGUGUUUCCUGAUACGGUGGGGUUAGAACUUAUCUCGUCUAAUCAGGCGAUGAGGGAGAUUGAGGUUGGAGCUACAUGUUACAUGAUUGUGUCUCAGGCGGAGAAGAUGAGCACGACCGAGAAGAUCCGCAGGAUUCCGGUAGUGGAUGAAUACGCAGACGUAUUUCCGGAUGAGAUUCCAAAGCUACCGCCUAACAGGGAUGUAGAUUUCUCCAUUAAUCUCAUCCCUGGCGUUGGGCUGGUGUCUAUGGCACCUGCAUCACCGUGGGGAGCACCGGUUCUGUUAGUGAAAAAGAAGGAUGGUAGCUCUCGGUUGUGCGUUGAUUACCGACAGCUGAAUAAGCUAACGAUAAAGAAUAUGUACCCGUUGCCGAGGAUUGAUGAUUUGUUGGAUCAGUUGAGGGGAGCUGCGGUGUUCUCAAAAAUAGACGUGAGAUCUGGAUAUCAUCAGAUCCUUGUCAGGAUGGAGGAUGUCCAGAAGACUGCUUUUCGAUCACGGUAUGGUCACUACGAGUAUGUAGUGAUGCCAUUUGGGGUGACCAAUGCGCCGGCUAUAUUCAUGGAUUACAUGAAUAGGAUUUUCAGGCCAUACCUAGAUCAGUUUGUAGUAGUGUUUAUCGAUGACAUUCUGAUCUACUCUGAGAGCAGGGAAGAACACGCAGAGCAUCUGAGAGUAGGGUUGGGGAUUCUCAGAGAGCACCAAUUGUAUGGGAAAUUGUCGAAAUGUGAAUUCUGGUUGGAAGAGGUACAAUUCCUAGGCCAUGUGAUCUCAACCCAAGGAAUAGCCGUUGAUCCGGCAAAGAUAGAGACGGUGGUGAAGUGGGAGAGGCCCCAAACAGUUUCAGAGGUGCGGAGUUUCCUGGGUUUGGCAGGGUAUUAUCGACGAUUUGUGGAGGGUUUCUCCAAGAUGGUGAGUCCUCUUACACAGCUUACGAGAAAGGACCAACCUUUCUCGUGGACAGAUGGGUUAGGCUGUGUGCUGAUGCAGGAUAAAUGGCUUGUAGCUUAUGCAUCGAGACAGUUGAAGGUGCAUGAGAAGAAUUACCCGACACACGACUUGAAGUUAGCGACAGUCGUGUUUGCUCUCAAGACAUGGAGGCAUUACCUGUAUGGAGCGCAGUUCCAGGUCUUCAGCGAUCAUAAAAAGGCAUUGGAUAGAGUAUUUAAAAGGACUACGACGUUAGCGGAUGCCUUGAGUAGGAAGAGAAUUCAUGUAUCAGCUAUGAUGAUUAGAGAGUUGGAGCUGAUAGAACAGUUAAGGGAUAUGAAUCUGGGGUUGGAUAUGGGGCCUGGACAGAUACGAUGUAGUAUGUUGAGGAUCACCAAUGAGUUCCUAGAUGAGCUCCGUGUGGAACAGGGUAAGGAUCAGGAGCUGUAG
This is a messenger RNA of Vigna unguiculata (cowpea), 2670 nucleotides long. RefSeq lists its product as uncharacterized. Gene Ontology annotation, molecular function: nucleic acid binding; zinc ion binding. The record is from RefSeq and is a predicted model, not a curated record. Lineage: Eukaryota; Viridiplantae; Streptophyta; Magnoliopsida; Fabales; Fabaceae.